Molecule: messenger RNA, 2776 nt
Organism: Scophthalmus maximus (turbot)
Lineage: Eukaryota; Metazoa; Chordata; Actinopteri; Pleuronectiformes; Scophthalmidae
Gene: rab24
Product: RAB24, member RAS oncogene family
Exons: 9
Coding region: 532-1146 (204 amino acids)
Molecular function (GO): GTP binding; GTPase activity
Source: RefSeq, a predicted model, not a curated record
CACAAAGCUCAGCUGGAUGUCACUCUCUCCCCUCAGUCGGUAAACAGUCCUGUGUGUUGCCAGCCUGCCUAGUCCGUUAACUGGACUUGUUUUCAGAGAAUGGAGCUCCAGUAAAAACAACAACAACAACAACAACAACAACAACAACAAGCCGCAGACGAUGUUUACCGUCUCUGCGUGCAACAUUAUCUAACUCCCGACUUGCUCGCAAUUUCAGCAAUUGCACAACAGCGUCGGUUCGGCUAACCGCUAGCUAGCAGCCGCUGUCGGCGCCCAGGCAGCAGCCGGCUUCGCAGCGCCGGGCCGAGAUGACGACAGGUCUGUGUGUGACCGUCCUCACCGCGAGACAGGCGUGGUAGCCACGGACACCGGCCCCCGCUUCCAGGUCCCCGUUGUCGGGAGGAGAAUCUGUUGAGUCAAGCUAGCGACACGUACACCCAGCCCAGCAGUUGGCUCGUAAAUUUAACUGCCCCCGCCCCUACAGUUUGCUGUGCUGCGGUCUCGUCCUCGCCUUUUCCAAAGUCUGUUAAUAUGAGCGCAAUGCGUGUGGAUGCCAAAGUGGUGAUGCUAGGAAAGGAGAGUGUGGGGAAGACCAGCCUGGUGGAGAGAUAUGUUCAUCAUCGCUUCCUGGUCGGCCCGUAUCAGAACACUAUUGGUGCUGCUUUUGUUGCCAAAACGAUCCAGAUGGGAGAGAAAGUGGUUACCCUGGGAAUAUGGGACACAGCUGGAUCAGAGCGUUACGAAGCGAUGAGCAGAAUCUAUUACAGAGGAGCCCGGGCGGCCGUAGUCUGCUAUGAUCUGACUGACAGCAGCAGUUUCCAGCGAGCUCGGUUCUGGGUGAAAGAGCUGCAAAACUGUGAGGAGCACUGUAAGAUCUACCUGUGUGGCACUAAGAGCGAUCUGAUUGAAGGAGAUCGGAGUUUGCGCCAAAUCGACUACCACGAUGUUCAGGACUUUGCUGAAGAGAUUGGCGCACAACAUUUUGAGACCUCCAGUAAAACAGGAAAUAAUGUGGAUGACAUAUUCCAGAAAGUUGCAGAGGAUUACAACAGUACUGCCUUCCAGUAUAUGACCGCAGAAGAAACCGGCAUUGACUUGGGCCAGAAGAAAGACUCAUAUUUCUACACCUGUUGUCAUAACAACUGAUGCUGAGGAACAUGAAGGGAACCAGAAGUGGUCACCUUCCCUCAGCUGGAGUCAAACCUGGGUGGGUGUCCGAUAUCUCCGCUUUGGAGCUGGUAUCCAAAUCACAGAAGAAGAACUAAUCAAACAGUUCUGUUUAUACCUUGUUAGAUGUUUAUUUCUUUUGUGCCAUAAAGAACAAAAGGCUGCAAGGCUAAGGAGCUGGAUCUGCUACGGCUGCAACUGUUACUGGGUGGAGAGGGAUUUUAAAAACCAACACUUCCACUUUUUUGCCCAGUCAUGUCCUGUUUUUUAUCCCAAAUCUACUGGUCACUGUAGCUCUGAGCUUGACCAUAUCAUUGGGAUAAACCCGGCUCUGUGGUGACCUGUUGCAGUGAGGAAUUUAAAAAACUGUGCUGCCUGAAAGGAAGGAUCCUAUUGAACCCUGACUGGCAGAGAAAACACUAUUGAUGCUGUUUGUGGUUGUAGCAAGUACAGUGCUACAGGAUGGUGAAUGGUUUGUUUACAGCAGUUAAUUUUUUGUUUACAUUCAACUGUGAUUAAGCUAGUUGUGGAAACCCCAUCUGUUGGGCCUGCACACCUUCGAUGACGCCUACACGAAUGGAGUGAAGCCGAGGAAAGACUGAUGUUCUCAGCCAUACUUCCUCGAAACGAACCUUUUGCGAAUCUGGUAUAACAUAUGAAUGAAAAGAUACCAGUGAUCUUUAUAAAGGCCUUGAUAUGCAUAGUAGAAAUGACAGGACCAUGCAUGUGUCUGACAUUAACUUUCUAGAGCUUUAGCUCAUCAGCGUUUACCAUUACCACCACUUUUGCCAUGUUGACAGCCAUGGAUGUCUUAAGAGAGCUAAUGCGACGCAACCAUUGAGCCUUCCUGCUAAUUUUCACCCGUGUGAUACUGCAACGACAACAAAAAAUCUCCCCAGCAAUUUCGACCAUCAUUAGAGACGUCUGUCAAACUGUCGACAGGAAACAACAAACAAGCUCAGUUCAAACAAGGUGACAAUGAUUUUUUUAAAGCCAUGACUGUUUAAUAUUUGUGAAACAUUGAAGCUGUUCUUGUUUGUGUGAUGCCCACCCAAAGUUAAGUCUAAGAUCACUAACACCCAGCAGUGGGCCCACACUGGCAAAUCUGGAAGACUUGACCAGGCGCUAACCUGGAGUCCAGUUCUUAUGAUACAUCCAUGCUGACAGUAUCUACAAAAUGCAUUCUUUGGCAAAUCUGAAGGGCAGUUUUCUACAUUUAAACUCUAAAUUUCUCUAUUUUGGAAACAUUUAAUUUCUAGCAGGGGAAUGUUCCUUCAAAGAAGAACUCCACUUCUACAGAAAAGGUGAUGAUCAAAGUUCCCCUCGGCUGUGAUCUGAAACUGCAGAGUUAAUCAACACAGGAAAAAACCCGGUUGGUGAAUGUUGUAAUAUUGUAUAAACCGUCAUCUCUCGAUGUUCUCAGAACAUCUUUUAAGUUUUGCUGCCCCAUGUAGGAAAAUAAACGGACGCCAUCUCAGUUUCCCUAAUGUUGCUGCCUUGAUGUGUUUGUGUUCUGUGUUGAUAUUUUGAUGCACAAUAUUUUUAUUGACUUAAGAGACUGGUGUAAAAUAUAAAUUUGCUCUGUGAAAUUAAAAGACUACUGAAAGAA